AUGAAUCAGGCUUCUCAUAUUCUUGGAAUCAAUAGAUUUUCUGAUUUAAACCACUCUGAGUAUGUUUAAAAAAUAGGCAAAAAUUAAUAAUCUACCAAGAGAUAAUUAGGUGAGAAUAUAAAAUAUCAAAAGCAUCAUGAAUUUAAAAAGGAACUUAUGAGCUCAAUGUAUGGAAGUGGAUUGCCAAUGUAUUAUAAUUGGAAUGAUAGAAAGGCUGUGAGUCCUGUCCAUGAUAAUUUGAACUGCGAGCAUGCUCACUGGGCUUUUGCAGUGGCAGAUGUUAUUGCUAGCACAGCUUUUAUUCAAAAUAAUGGUGCUUUUGGCUAAGUGGAACUUGAAACUCUUUCUGCUCAAUAGUUGAUUGAUUGCAUGCCAGAUCAAGGAAAGUGGCCAGGUUGCACCUACAACGCUGAUUUUAAUUAGGCUUUUGAGUACGUUAAACAAAAUGGGCUUUAUUCAGAAGAGGAUUAUCCUUUUACUGGAACAAAAAAUGAUUGUAAAGAUAUAGACAGUAAAAAGGUGGUUAUGAUAAAUAGUUAUACUCUAGUUUCUAUCAGUGAUCCAUCAUCUAUGAUCGAGGCAGUUUUCAGGAAUCCAAUAGUAGCUGAGAUUGAUCCUUCAUCAUAGCUGAUGCAGAUGUAUAAAUCGGAUGUUAUAAAUAGCCAAGAAUGUGGUCAAGAUGCAUGGCAUAAAGUUUUAAUUGUUGGUUGGGGAAUUAACGAAAAAAAUGAAUAUUGGAUCGUCAAGAAUAGUUGGGGCACAGACUGGGGUGAAUAAGGCUAUGCAAAAAUUGCUAUGGUUGAUGGACCAGGAAUAUGUGGAAUUUAGUUGUCUCCUUACAGUGUUGAUAUAGGGCCAUUCAAAAACAAAUUAUGA
Messenger RNA from Stylonychia lemnae, 876 nucleotides. Lineage: Eukaryota; Ciliophora; Spirotrichea; Sporadotrichida; Oxytrichidae. The record is from the annotation of a GenBank genome assembly.